This is a messenger RNA of Perkinsus marinus ATCC 50983, 474 nucleotides long. RefSeq lists its product as hypothetical. The transcript is spliced from 4 exons. Lineage: Eukaryota; Perkinsozoa; Perkinsida; Perkinsidae. The record is from RefSeq and is a predicted model, not a curated record. The coding region runs from base 1 to 474 and encodes 157 amino acids.
AUGACUGCUGCUUCGAGUGUCUCCAAUAACUCCGGCGUGUCAGAAGCUCAGAAGUGCAAGCUGAUCCAUGCUGAGUAUAAUGCUUGUAUGGCCAAGUGUAACGGGAACCCUUCGAGAUGCACCAAGCAAGAACAGGCCUUGAGACAAUGCGGGGAGAGUCUCGGCAUCAACUAUUGCAUCCAGGAGGGCAUUGAUCUCAUGCAGUGUGCCAAGUCUCCUACCCAAGACGGCUGUGCUAAGCAGUUCAUCAAAAUGAGAGAGUGCAAUCGUCCAGGCGGAGCGGAGUUGACAGUUUCUCAAGCUGGAGGGUAUGCAAUGACUGGAGGUGACUCGGCUAAGUCCCGUUACGUGAGGGGCGCAGAGAGGCUAUUGGGUGCUGUACCGCCUCAGAGGACAGCUGCGCAGCUGUCGGCGGCAUGCGAGGCUUAUGCGGAGGCUAACGGCAUCGGUGAGCAGAAGAACACUCGAUUCUGA